Molecule: messenger RNA, 1245 nt
Organism: Emericellopsis cladophorae
Lineage: Eukaryota; Fungi; Ascomycota; Sordariomycetes; Hypocreales; Bionectriaceae
Product: RNA processing factor 1
Exons: 1
Coding region: 1-1245 (414 amino acids)
Biological process (GO): maturation of LSU-rRNA; maturation of 5.8S rRNA
Cellular component (GO): preribosome, large subunit precursor; nucleolus
Molecular function (GO): rRNA primary transcript binding
Source: RefSeq, a predicted model, not a curated record
AUGGGCUUCACCACGAAACCGCCCGUCCAGGCCCUCAAAGCCGCUAACAAGCUCAAGCGCCAGGAGCUCUUUGUCCAGCACAAGCGCCAUGCCGACAAGGAACGACGCGAUGCCCGCUUUGCGCGCAAGAAGGAGGAGAACAAGAACCCAGAGCUCAAGGCGGCGCGACUGGCCAAGAACAAGGCCGUGACGCUCGACCAGAAGCGCGUGUGGGACGACGUGGACGACGACAGCCUCGGUGUGCAGGUCGAUCUGGAGCGAUUAAAGAGGAGGCGGAUGGAGGAGGCCGAGGCGGAGGCACAGGCGCCUCUCGACGGGGAGGAUGAGGAGCAAGAGGACGAUGACGACCACGACAGUAUGCUGGACUCGGACGAGGAAGGCGACGACGAGGCCGAGGAGGCCGCCAUGGAGCGGCAACGGGAGAAGCGAGCGCAAAGGGCCGACUCGACGGCCCCGUCCAUGACGAGCACCAACCUCGACCUGACGCCCACCUCGCUCGCCCUCAAGUUUCCGACCCUGUUCACGGACGUUCCGCCCCCGACACCCAAGAUCCUCAUCACCACCUCGCUCAACUCGACGCUCCACCGCGAAGCCAACAUUCUCUGCAGCAUCUUCCCCAACAGCACCUACAUCCCUCGCUCCGGGCACAAGUACAGCUACAAGUACUCGCUGCGAGAGAUCUGCAAGUUCUCCGCCAACCGGGACUACACGGCCGUCGUGCUCGUCAAGGAGGACCAGAAGAAGCCCACGGGCAUCUCCGUCGUCCACCUGCCCAGCGGUCCGACUUUCCACUUCUCCAUCAGCAACUGGAUCGAGGGCAAGUACCUGCCGGGUCACGGCAACCCGACCAACCACUAUCCGGAGCUGCUCCUCAACAACUUCAAGACGCCCCUCGGCCUGUUGACGGCCAAGCUCUUCCAGACACUCUUCCCGCCCUCCCCCGAGUUCCAGGGCCGGCAGGUCCUCACGCUCCACAACCAGCGCGACUACAUCUUUGUGCGGCGGCACCGCUACGUCUUUCGCGACAAGCGCCAGACGGAGAAGAGCGUGACGGACGCCGAAGGGACCGGGCUCGCGGGCGUUGAGGAGGUCCGCGCCGGUCUGCAGGAGCUCGGCCCGCGCUUCACGCUCAAGCUAAGGAGGGUCGACAAGGGGAUUGGAAGGGCGGGCAGCGAGGGAGACGACGCGACGCAGUGGGAGUGGAAGUCCAAGAUGGAGAAGGACAGGAAGAGGUUCAACUUGUAG